ACGCUGCGUCGUUGCCUAGCAACAAACAGCGCUGUUUUCAUCCCGCGAAACACGCGUGUUCCCUUCUUAAUUUCUGCACAAAUAUUACGAAUCAUGUCCGAUUUCCGAGGAUCUGGUACAUCCAUAGACUGCGGUUGCACGGAGGACAGUCGUUCGACAGAAUCACCGCUGCCACUCACCUGCGAUUGUCCAAGAGACGAACAUGAUCUUGUGGUCCACGAGGAGAAUUGCCUGUUCCACAGGAACGAGAGAAUUAUAUUUCCGCACGAAGUCGAAGAGUGCGAGUGCGUGACUCCUCCGUUUGAAGAUGGGAUCUGCAAGUGCUGCCGGUGCCCGGUCGACCAGUGCCACUGCAACAAGGCCGGCAGAGAGGCCUUCGACCAGUGGCGCAGCAAAAGAGAAUUAGGUGCGAUGCCAGCAGUGUUGGAAUCAACUCAUCCGCUGAUGCAACGGUUCCAGGAUACGCUCAAGCAGUUUCUCGAGAAGGAGAACGCUCUUGCUGAAGAGGAGAUUCUUAAUUUGCGUGAAGAGCUCCGCCUGAGCAAGCUAGCCUACGAUAAGGACUUGGAAGUGAUCUAUCGAAGCGAUCACGAUACAAAUGCGCAAAGAGCUUUGAUUGAGGAGUAUGAGAGUAGCUUAUCUGAGAGGACAGCGGAACGCGAGGCAGCGGAACGAAGGGCUCGAGAAUCGAACGAGAAAUACAAAAGAGCCAAGGAGAAGCUUGAACAAGAUCUUAUCACUGAACGUGAAGCGACUGAGGAGUUAGAAGCUCUGACAUCUUUAUGCCGACAACUGGAAGAGUGGCGUGAUGAGACAGAAUCAGAUCUGACCGUCAGCCAACGGAUGUCAGACAAGAUGAAGGCGGAGAAACGACAGCUCGCACAGGAAAAAAGAGAGCUGGAUAUGUUCAUAUUCGGCCUGAGUAAUGAAGUCUGGAAGCUCGAGUCUAAACUAGAAAUGUUCCAGAAACAACUCGAGAUCAAGAAUUCCGAAAUGGAGAAAGUCAACGACAAGGUGACAGCGUAUGCUACAGAACUGGAAGACUUGGAGUUAGACAAACGGCGUCUAGUCAGUCUCUGGAACUCUGUUCUUGUUAACAUCCAACAGCGUGAUCGCGUCUACGAUGCUGUCAGAGACGACUACCGAACACUUCAAGAAAACUAUCGCACGUUACUGAACAAUUUGGAGAUUACAAAGAAACUUGCAAUGGAGGAGAUGAACAAAGGAAAAGAAAUCGCCAUGAACAAGGACAAGCUGCAGUAUGAUUUGGAUCGGGCUGUUAAAUUAUUUGACACUGAAGACAUGAAACGGGUUAAUUUGGAAACUCAAAUUGCAGAACUAACUGAAGCUAUAGAGAUGACAGAGAGAGAUCAGGAAAUGAUUAAGUCUGAAAAUCAAACGAUGCGAAACAUUUUGAAGAGUUCGGAGAAAGAUUACGAUCGUAAAAACGAGCUCAAACUCAAACUGGAAAAUGAUAUAUUAGCGAAUCUACAAGAGUGUUUAUUGAAUGAUAAAGCAGUUGAAUCAAUGGCGAACGGUAUCAAGAAGAUGAGGGAGCUAUCCAGGAAACAGGAAAUAUCUCUAACCACAAUGGAGAACCAACACGCGAAGAUGAUGAUGGACCUCGAAAUCUAUCGCAACAGGCAAGCAAAGAAUCAGCAGGUAAUGGACGAAACACUCGCUCAAGUGAAAGCGAAAGAGAAGGAGCUGGAAGAGCUUCAAGAGAAGUACGAUCAGAAGGCGAUGGUCAUCGUCAGGAAGCAACGGGAACUGGAUAUCGUGAUGAAGAAGUACACGGCUUUGAAGGAAAUUUUUGAUUUGAAAUCGCCGCAAGAGCGUCGCAUCGAAGAGUUGGAGCUGCAGAUCAAAGAAUUGCGUGAACGAACCGAAGGGAUGCAGCACGAGUGGCUUCGUCUGCAGGGACACGUCGUCAAACUGACCGAGCAACACCACAAGAUGGCCACGGACAUCAACUUGAUUAACAAACAGAUUCAAAUAUGUGAGCAGAAGAUUAUGCGGAUACAGGCGGAGCGCGACACGGUUCAACAAGAGCGCGGUAAAGUCGAGAGAUCGCUGCGAGAGUUGCGAGGGAGGCUCGAAGUGCUGGAGAGGACGAGGAAGGAGGCGAACGAACGAAACGAUACGGCGCAGAAGAGUAACCUCUCUGUUACACACGAGUAUUCUGCUAAUUUGAAGGACGCGGAGGCAGAAAUAAUUCAACUGGAAGAAGAUAUUGAUGCGAUGGACAAGGAGAAGAUGAACUUGACUCAAGAGCUCGACCGCGUACAGAGGGAGGCUUUGGUCUGGCAGAGGAAAGGCAUUUUAGCCGUCGAACUGAAGAAGAACAUGCAAGCCGCCAAAUCAGCCGCCGGCGAGAUAGGACAAAUGAAAAACGAAAUACACCGAAUGGAGGUUCGUCGAGAGCACCUUCGUCGGACCAGCGAGAAGUUGGCGGAUGAUCUAGCGCUGUACGUGACGCGACGCGACACCGCCAUGGAGAAGUGUCGCGCCGCCGCCGCCGUUGAGAAGGCGCACGGACACUCUGGACACACCUCGCAGUCUGUCUACCGACACAAGCUGAGACUGGCUAGAGCCGAUGUCGCUAGAGUUACGAAGGAUUUAGCUGAUGCGAAAAGUCAUUUAGAAAAUCUGGAAAAGGAACAAGAGCGCUUAGAUCGGGAAGUGUUUGAAACGAGCGCAAUGAACUCGCAGCUGGAGGAGCAAGUCGCUUCACUCAUCCAGGAGUGUCAGGACACUGAGCGACAGAAGUCAUGGCUUCUAGAACGUGUUAUUAGGAGCCAGCGUCUCGGCAACGAAUUAGCGACGGCUGUCAAACGUCAAUCGUUUCGCGUCAAAAAAUCGAAAUCGACCGUCACAGCGGAAUACACGCAAGCCAGGGCGGUAAAUGAACAACUAAAACAAGUCAUGGAAACUAUGAACACGGAAUUCCCACAAUUGAACUACACGUUCGAAGGAAUUUUGAAUAUGUUGAAUAUUAACGCGCCCGAAAAUUCAGCGGGCCUACCCGAGGACGGAGCUUGUCUAUGUAUCGACGAGGAGAAUGCCGAGAACGUCGCGGAAAAACCAUUGUGUCCAUAAUAUUUAGAAUAAAAAAAAUUAUUUAUGCAUAUUUAUAUUUCUUGUGAGUAUUAUUUAUAUACCUACAAAAAAUGUGUGACGUUUUAAUUGUUUGUCAUUAUUAAAUGCAUGAUUUUUUUUCGGUGGAUUUAUAUUUUUAAAAAACCUUGUCCUUAAGGGAUAAGGUACAAUGCAGAAAAAAACCCAGCUAAAUCGUUUGAACCAUUCUCAAGGGGUGCUAAUGGCGGCUAAUGGGCGUUCAUGUGGAAAUUGAUUUUUUAUUUUUAUAGAUAUGUCUGCAUGUUUAUAACGUAUGCCUUCCUAUAAUUCCAGAUCGAUUUUAACUUUGUGCAGUUGUUGCACUUGUGGGGUUGGGUUUGGCAUAACACCAUCUAACGAUUUUGACUUGAGUUUCAUUUGUAAGCCGAAGUAGUAUGUGCCGAAAUUAGAAGCAGAAGACGAAAAGCGUUCUUUUUUUUUAAAUGUUAUUCGUUCUGAGUUUUUGUGAACCUAUAUAUGACUCGUCUAUUAUCAAAGGUGGCAAUCUGUGCAUUUGGACAAAAAAAUGUUAUUGAUAUGUCGAUAUAGAUUGAUUUGAAUAUAAUCGUCUCCUUCAAAGAAUACGGUUCAAAACCUGCAUUAAAUAAAGUAUUAACUUAACCUGUUAUUUAUCUAAGAUGUCGUUCAGAAGAGUUUUGUGACUGCCAAUGGAAUACAAAGUCAAUAAUUCGUUUUUCUAAUUUACCAAUAAUUGUCCAAAAGUCACAUUGCCGGCUUUGAUAAUAGUCGACUCAUAUAAAAUGUAUUUAUUUAUUAAAUAGUGUUCGUGUGCCUAUCGAUUGAAAGAUGACUAUAAUAAUUAAUGCUUCUUUAGAUAAACAUAAAUUAUCUCAAUAAAUAGAAAAAUGAGUACUUAGCUGCCUAUUUAAUUAUAGAUAAAUGAUGUCAUAAUCAUGUGCCUGGCUACAAGAAAAAAAAAACAAUAAUUAUAAUGAGAGGUUUUCUUUUAUUGCCCGUGUAGGCAGACGAGCACACGGUCCACCUGAUGGUGAGUGGUUACCGUCGUCCAUGGACUUCGGCAAUGCCAGGGGCAUAACCAAGCCGCUGCCUACCGAAAAUUAAAAGUUAUCGUUGAUGUCAAAGGUAUAGUCGGCUUCGUUUUUGUGUCCUUAGUGCUAGUUCGUUUGCCGCUAGGGGCGCUUUUCAUGCAAAUUUAAGUUAACUUUUACGCUAUCGAGAACGUUAAAAAAACUCGCACUAAGCACACUGAUCUCGACAUUAUGAAACAAUCGUCAACAUACAACUCUACAAAGUUUAAAAGGUUUGUCUUUACAGAUAUUGAAUUCACAUUAUCUGAGUUUUUAAUUAUGUACUUGUGUGUGUGUGUGUUUUUUAAUUUGGAUUGUAUUUAACGUGGAAUAAAAAUAAACUUUUUUACUCAACAA
Bombyx mori (domestic silkworm) is the source of this 4523-nucleotide messenger RNA. RefSeq names its product CAP-Gly domain-containing linker protein 1 (gene l(2)41Ab). NCBI's taxonomy places the organism in Eukaryota, Metazoa, Arthropoda, Insecta, Lepidoptera, Bombycidae. Gene Ontology annotation, biological process: axoneme assembly. The transcript is spliced from 19 exons. Bases 94 to 3099 code for a protein of 1001 amino acids. The record is from RefSeq and is a predicted model, not a curated record. Gene Ontology annotation, cellular component: cytoplasm.